Molecule: messenger RNA, 1817 nt
Organism: Danio aesculapii
Lineage: Eukaryota; Metazoa; Chordata; Actinopteri; Cypriniformes; Danionidae
Gene: tubb5
Product: tubulin, beta 5
Exons: 4
Coding region: 89-1423 (444 amino acids)
Biological process (GO): microtubule cytoskeleton organization; mitotic cell cycle
Cellular component (GO): microtubule; cytoplasm
Molecular function (GO): GTP binding; structural constituent of cytoskeleton; GTPase activity
Source: RefSeq, a predicted model, not a curated record
AAAGCCUUUGUCCGGCUUUCUCAAAUUAUUGCCGAGCCACACCGCUACCUAUAGAUUUAUUUGAAAACUUCUCGCACAAUUUCUAACAAUGAGGGAGAUUGUUCACAUUCAAGCCGGUCAGUGCGGAAAUCAAAUCGGUGCCAAGUUUUGGGAGGUGAUUAGUGAUGAACAUGGAAUCGACCCAACUGGAACCUACCAUGGAGACAGUGACCUCCAGCUGGACAGAAUCAGUGUCUACUACAAUGAAGCUACAGGAGGUAAAUAUGUGCCAAGAGCCAUUCUAGUGGAUCUGGAGCCUGGCACCAUGGACUCUGUGCGUUCAGGGCCCUUUGGACAGAUCUUCAGACCAGACAACUUUGUAUUUGGACAGAGCGGGGCUGGUAAUAACUGGGCCAAGGGCCACUACACAGAGGGUGCCGAGCUUGUAGACUCGGUUCUGGAUGUGGUCCGCAAGGAGUCCGAGAGCUGUGACUGCCUGCAGGGCUUCCAGCUCACUCACUCCCUCGGUGGUGGAACCGGCUCUGGCAUGGGUACCCUGCUGAUCAGCAAAAUCCGCGAAGAGUACCCAGACCGCAUCAUGAACACCUUCAGCGUGGUGCCUUCCCCAAAAGUCUCUGACACCGUAGUGGAGCCUUACAACGCCACGCUGUCCGUCCAUCAGCUGGUGGAGAACACAGACGAGACCUACUGCAUAGACAAUGAAGCCUUAUACGAUAUCUGCUUCCGCACCCUCAAACUCACCACCCCCACAUACGGUGACCUCAACCAUCUUGUGUCCGCCACCAUGAGCGGCGUCACCACCUGCCUGCGCUUCCCCGGCCAGCUCAACGCCGACCUGCGCAAGUUAGCCGUCAACAUGGUGCCAUUCCCACGUCUGCACUUCUUCAUGCCCGGCUUCGCUCCUUUGACCAGCCGAGGCAGCCAGCAGUACCGCGCCCUCACCGUGCCUGAGCUCACACAGCAAGUUUUCGACGCCAAGAACAUGAUGGCGGCCUGCGACCCAAGACACGGGCGCUACCUGACCGUCGCCGCCGUCUUCCGAGGCCGCAUGUCCAUGAAGGAAGUGGACGAGCAGAUGCUGAACGUCCAGAACAAGAACAGCAGCUACUUCGUGGAAUGGAUCCCCAAUAACGUCAAAACCGCCGUCUGCGAUAUUCCACCUAGGGGUCUCAAAAUGGCCGUCACCUUUAUUGGUAACAGCACGGCCAUCCAAGAGCUGUUCAAGCGUAUCUCCGAGCAGUUCACGGCUAUGUUCAGGCGUAAGGCUUUCCUGCAUUGGUACACAGGUGAGGGGAUGGACGAGAUGGAGUUCACCGAGGCCGAGAGCAACAUGAAUGACCUGGUGUCCGAGUACCAGCAGUAUCAGGACGCCACCGCCGAGGAAGAGGGCGAAUUCGAGGAAGAAGCCGAGGAUGACGCUUAAGAAGGAAACUAAAGGGUGUUUUGGGGAGGUGGUAGUGUGUUUAAGUUUUGAGUAAAUGUAGCAAACGCUUAUGGAAGUGUCUCAAUCAGAUAAAGUAGAAAUUAGCACUAGACAAAAUGGGGCCAAAAAUGACCAGAGGAAGGCAGAAAGAAUGUUUUUUAAACUUGGAGUGGGUAACAGUGUUUACGAUUACAGUUCACUCUUUUAGUGUGUAUGAGUGUAUUAGUUUACCGUUCUGACGGUGCGGUACAGAACAGGGAAGCGUAAAGUGGCAAACAUCCAGGUAGAAUCAGUGUUACGAAUUGAAAGGACUGUAACAUCCAUUUAGCUUUUAUUUGAACGUUUGCUCUGUCUACAAAUAACCGGAGUAAAAAUUGUUUGUGUGUUUUUUUUU